ACCCCAAAUGCUGCAGCUGCAAGGUGACAUUUACGACCCAGCUGUCCCUGACUCCCCUGCUCACUCUGCCUCAUCGCACCAGCACCAGCAGCAGCAGCAGCAGCAGCAGCAGCAGCAGCAGGUGCAGCAGCAGGAGCGGAUGGAGCAGCAGCGGCAGCAGCAGCAGCAGCAGCAGCAGCAGGAGAUGCAGCAGCAGCAGCGGAUGGAGCAGCAGCAGCAGCAGCAGCAGGAGAUGCAGCAGCAGCAGCGGAUGGAGCAGCAGCAGCAGCAGCAACCGCAGGCAAUGCAGCAACAGCAGCUGCAGCAGGAGGUGCAGCAGCAGCAGCAGCGGCAGCAACCACAGCAGCAACCUCAUCGGCAUCGCUGCACCACCUCUCCCUUCCACACUGUGUUGGCAGGGUAAGUGCCAGGAAACCCCGGUGGGCGUU
Messenger RNA from Closterium sp. NIES-67, 428 nucleotides. Lineage: Eukaryota; Viridiplantae; Streptophyta; Zygnematophyceae; Desmidiales; Closteriaceae. The record is from the annotation of a GenBank genome assembly.